This is a messenger RNA of Patiria miniata (bat star), 5863 nucleotides long. RefSeq names its product myosin-9-like. The record is from RefSeq and is a predicted model, not a curated record. The coding region runs from base 266 to 5602 and encodes 1778 amino acids. The transcript has 34 exons. NCBI's taxonomy places the organism in Eukaryota, Metazoa, Echinodermata, Asteroidea, Valvatida, Asterinidae.
GAUCCGUUAGUAGUACAUUGUGUACGUACGUACACACACAUGCAUGAAAUACGCGUUACGUGCGGUACAUUUGUUUACACGUAAAUGCCAAAAAUGAUCGUGAAACUUUGCAAGCUGAAUUAAACUACAACUUUAGGAAUCAUGAACCAAAUUAAUCACGACAUUGUUCUCUAAUCUGAGAUGUCAAUCUGCACUGAUGUAGACGCGAUGAUGCUGUGAAGCAAGGGUUGAAUUCCAUCUGGGACGUUUUCCCUUUUAAGACGACAUGCAGCGCACUAGCUCACCAGCGAUACGCUACCGUAACCACGGUAACUCCUUGGGGCGAAGUUUCCACGAGGCAAGCUACCAGCCGGACUUGAGGCACUCUUCGCGUUACGCCAAUGCUACCUCCCCACUGGCCUACGAUGACGAAGAUUCGUUGGUCACGGGCUCUGGGCUCGAUACGAGCUUUGAGUUGAUGUCGGCGACUCAACUGAGGGAACAACUCAGGAGGGAACAACAGAGAAGACGAGACAAAGAGAAAGAGGUGGACAGUCUGAAGCGAUCCACUAACAGCCUGAUGGGCAAACAGACCCCACACAGCGCCGGCACGAAGACACAAGAUAAUCCCAUUAAUGGCCAUGACUCAGACAGCGGCAUCAGCCACACCCUGUCCAACUCACAAGGCCAAGCCAAGACCUCCCCCCGCCCACUCCACUCCUCACCCCUCCUCCACAUCGACGUGGAUGCCAGCCCCUCCCGCCGCGGUGCCAGGACCCCCGCCCCUCACUCUGCCGAGGAACCCUGGAGUAUGUCCUCCACCUCGGGGGCUCUCAAGAAUCUUCAAGACGGGAUGUAUGAGAGCGAGCAGAGACGGCUGGCGUUGGUGGAGAAACUGCGAGAGGCUCAUGAGACGCUUCAGCGACAGACUGAAAGAUUGUGUGAUAGCGAAGCCAAGCUGAACGACAGCCACUACACCAUUGAAAGUCUCUCCACAACGAAUGAGGACUUGCACAAGAAAGUUGCCGGGCUUCAGCGGGAGAAAGACAGGACAGUGGAAGGCCGACAAGAGAUCAUUCAUCAGAACGACAAAUUACAACAAAGGGUUGAUGACCUGUACCAAGAAUUGAAACGGACCAAGUUGUCUCAGGAAAGCCUGCAGGCCGAGCAGCGCAAGCGAGAUCAGAUCGUCGAGCAGACCUCCAAGGCCUUGGAUAUGAUGGAAGAAGAGAACAAGAAUUUCCAACAGAUGAAAGAGAGCAUGAUCAAGGAGACCAAGGCCUUACGAGAGAGCCUACAGAUGGCCAGAGCCAAGGCGGAGAAACUAGAACUGGACAACAAAGAGCUGGACAAGAUUGCGGAGAAGCACGAGUUACUGGCUGCCCAGAAUGCCGAGCUGAACAGCCAAUUACUGGAGGAGAGAAGAGCGAACACUGACCUGGAUCACCAGGUGGACCUCUUGAGGGCGGACUUCAUGAAAGCCAGAGAGGAGCGUGAGGUUUUCCAGAGUCGCGCCACCCAACUGGAAGAGAAGUGUGCCGACCUGAACGCCAAGUGUGUCAGUUCCUCCGCCUCCAAAGAGAGACUCUUGCAGGAGAAACUGGACCUGCAGCAACUCCUCAAUCUUGCCACCCAUGAAAAGGAACAAAUGAACAAGACGAGACAAACCCUUGAGGGGAGAUUGACGGAGCUCCAACUGGAAGUGACGCAGAGCAAACUGAUGGUGGAGAAGAAAGAAGAAGAGAUGGAUAAAAUGAUGGAAGAACUCAACGCUGUCAAGAAGGUUAGCGAGGUGCUUUCCUUGGAGCUGGCAGCUGCUAGGACCAACCUCGAGAAGUCCCACGAAGACAUCAAACAGUUGAGCGCUGACAAGCGGGCAGUGCAACAACAGCAGACGUACUGGGAGAACGAGGCUAAGAGACUGUCGACGGAGAAAGACGCACUGGACAAGGCUCUGGAACAGCACAAGCAGGAAUUCAUGAGGGAGCGAGAGCAGUUGGAGGAACAGCACCAGACAAUGAAAGAGAACGUGAAGGAGAUCCGAAUGGAGAAGAACAAGAUGGCCUCCAAGUGCCAAGAACUGGAGACUAUGCUUCAACGUGCCAACGAUGACCUGCGAGACAGCAGUCUCCAGCAUCAGGACGAGAUGGAGGAAUGGAAAGCAUCAUCGGAGCGACUGACCGCCUCCUUGAACCGCAAGGACAGCGAGAUCACAGCACUGUCGGAGAAACUUGAAGAAGCACAGGAAAAAUAUGUACAACUGAAGUCGGAGCUACAGACAGCCAGGAUCAAGCAGGAGCAGUAUGCAGAGUACCGCGAGGAGGCGGAUCGGCUGAGAGAGGAGAACAAACAGCUAGCUCAGGAUCACGCAGAGGAUCAGCAAGUCAUACAUCUCCUGGAGAUGCAGAAGAAUAUCCUUUCAAAGGGACAGAGUCCCGGAGGUCAGCGGAUGACAGCAGAGCAGCUCCAAGCUCAGGUAGACCAUCUCAGAGCUGAGCUGGGAUUAGCAGAGGAUAAAGUAAACGAGUUGAGAGAGGAGCUAGCCAGAGAGAGAGCCCAGGCCUCCCUGGGUCUAGACAUGACGGACGGAGUCACCAGACGGUCUGCUAGGAGUACGCCCGUACCCUGCCACAAUUGCCAAGAACUGGCUGAUCAAAUCCUGAAACUACAGGAACUCAAUUCCUUGCUGUCAGAAAGGAUCCAAAGAAUGGAGAAUGAAAGCCAUCAGACUUCCCUGCGGUCCAAAGCCGUCUCCGAUCUUCAAGACAAAUGCCGACACCUUGGCGAGAAGUCGCAAUCCCUGGAGGAAGGCAACCGGCAACUGUCGGCCAAAGUCACGCACCUGGAGACCGAGAGACGCAACCUGCAAAACCAGGCCAUGGACUCUAUGUCAAAAGUCGAAUACGACCAGAUGGAGAGGGAACGAACACGGCUCAAGCUGGAUUACGAACGGUUGAAGUCGGACUACAACGAGCUGGAAGGGCGCCACCAACGAUUCGUCACAGAUCACUUAUCGAGGACGCUGGACAGCACGGGCCUUGGUGCGUCGCUGUCUGCACAGGAUCACAGAGAUCAACUGGAAUCGGAAAUCCGCAAGCUCCAGCUGGAGAAUGAAUCUCUGAAGCGACAGAUAGACCAUCUGAACAGCCAAGCGCUACUGGCUGACAACGCCAAGAAACGAUCAGAAGAUAAAAUACUAUUAGGAAUUUUGGAGAAGGAAGCACAUGAGAUGCAGGCAGAGCUGACCAAGCAGAAGCGCAGGCAGUCCCCGACUCCAGAUGGAGAGUCCACCCUGAGGUCCCAGCUCUUGGAGCGCAGCCACACUAUCAACCAGCUCCAGGCCGAGAUAGCCACCAAGAACAUCGCCCUGGAGUCCAUGAGGCAGGGACUGGAUGCUCGGGUGGACAGCAAGAACCAGGAGAUCAGUGAGCUGAUGAGAGAGAAGGAGGAGCUGAAUGAGACAAGGAGGAGACUGGAGCAGGAGAAACUAGUCCUGGAGAUCAAGGUUGAUGAGCAGAAGUCAGUGAUAAACCUGUUGCGAGAGGAGAAGCCUCGUAUAAUGGAAGACAAGGAUACCAAGAUUGCGGAGCUUCACGCUGAGUUCAUCCAAGCCGAUCGAAAUGCAAAGAAACUGGAAAAUGACCUUAUGAACAUGCAGGAAAAAUUGUUUGAGAAAGAUAGCGAGCUGGUUUGUCUCCGUCUCCAACAAACCACCGAGCUUGAGAGUGCCCAAGAGGGCACCCUCAAACAGGUGAAGGACCUUCAGAGUCUCAUCCUGAAGAAGGAGAGCGAGCUGGCCGACCUCCGGCAAGAGCUCCAGGCCAAGAGUAAAGACUUCCGGGAGCUCCUCCAAGCCAAGACCCGACAGGACUUAGAGCUGGAGCACAUCCGGGAUGAGCACGCCCACCGAGUGGAGCAGCUGACCAACGCGAACAAGCGCCAGGAGGAGGAGAUCGUAGCUCUGCGGGAGGAGCUCAACAACCUCAGGGAUCAGCUCCGGAGGUUGCGGGAGAGCCAGGACUCGGACGCCGAGAACCUGAAGGAGAAACUCAGCGAGACGGCCAGGGAGACGGCUCGGCUGAAGGAGAGCCGGGAACGUGAGGUGACGGACCUCCAGGCAGAGCUGACGAGGAAGGAGUCUGAGAUUCAGAAGCUCCUGUCGCAGAAGGGGUCAGAAGUGGAGGGCUUGGAGGAGCAACUUGGAGACAUGUCCAAGGAGCUGUCUCGCUACCGAGACAACAAGGAGAAAGAGGUGAUGGACUUGAGGAAUGAGCUGACCAGGAGGGAGGCGGAGCUUGUCAAACAGAUUGAGAAGAAGGAAGGCAUCAUCAUGGCAUUAGAGGAGGAACUGGAUGAUGAAAAACACAGGAAGCCAAGACUCAUGAAGCAAUCUAUGAACGCAGUGGAGGAAGAGCUAGCCUCAGUCAAGGGUGAGCUGCAACGGGUCAAUGGAAUGAUCGACAUCAAACAGACGCAGAUUGACGAGCAGAACAGCCGAGUCAGGGAUCUGGAAGCAAAGAAAGAGGAACUUCAAAGAGACAAGACAGAUAUGAGACGAAAACUUGAGGCUGAACUUGAUGAAAACAUGGACACCAUCAGAGACUUGAACCGGAGAAUCGAUCAACAUAAAACGGAAGUGGAACUCAUGAAAGAGAAGUGUAAAGCCCUGGAAGGCCAGUCUACUGACAACAGUGCGCAUGGGGAUCGUGAUGAAUUUUCCAAAAGGUUAGAGGUCAAGAUCCAGACCCAGGAGGAGGAGCUACACGCCCUGAACCGACUGGUCACCGAUCUUCAAAACCGCAACAAGAAGCUUGAGCAGACUCGAGACACACUGCAGGAGAACGUGGAGACGUAUCGGGGGCGGAAUAAGAAACUUGAAGAUGUGGAGAAAGCGCAGAAGAAAGAGAUGGAGACGCUGAAGGAAACGGCCGGAGCCAAGUGCACAAAGUGCAGGCGUCUAGAGGCUCAGUACGAGGAGGUGUUGGGAGAGAAAGAAAGCCUCGAAGAAGAGAACGAGGAACUGCAUCAAGAAGUAGAAAACUUGGAAGGGCUGCUGAAUAUCCAGACACAAGAUGCCAAGAAAAGUCAAAUGAAACCCAAGGAGCCAGUCAAGAAAUCCCCGGUGAAAGAGGAGAUCAGCAUCACCCAACAAACCCCAACCGAAUCUAAGAGACCCGGAUCAGGGUCUGGCUCCCCGUCCCCCCGCGGUGCGUCCCCAGUGCCCAAGAAGGUCGCCAAUCCCUUGGAGCUGGCCGCCGCGUUGAAGAGACUGUCCAACAAGACGGCUGCCGACGCGGCCAAACGUCGGGGUUCGGGCGAUUCCCCGGACUCCAAGAGAGGCUCGCAGGAUCUGGGAGCCUCCUUCGAGGCCAGCGGGGCGUCCAUUCGCGGGAUCCCAGAGGCAGGGCGUUACGACCAGAACAAGCGCGCCUCGCUGAACUCCAUGGAGGCACGUCUGCAGGCUUUGAGGAGCUCUAGCCAGGUCAAGCCGGUCAAGGGAAUCCUGGAGAAGAAGGAUCUUGGUGCGUCCGGGGAGCAGCCCAAGAAGCAGGCACGCUUUGUCCUGCCGUCCAGCCGGAAGUUUGAUAAACCACAGGUGGUCGGGACGAGAGAUGACAUGUAAGGGAAUUUGAAUACAAAUCUACCUCCAUCUGAUCAGGCGCAUGCUGUGUAAAUGCAGAUCUCAUGAUGCAAGAACAGCCGAUGGAUCAUCAUUUACCAGAUCAGCAGGUGAUAUAGUACGCUGUAUGUAAGUUGCUGUAUUUAUGGUGUGCUCUUAAAGACUAUGCACAGCUUAAAGGGAAUGUACAUCAUUGGUUUUUGCUGUAAUUUUCAGAAUUGAACUAUUUGAGAGGUUAGUAUAAUAGAUCAAAUAUUGUUACAC